GUCACGUCCCAGAAGCCUCCGCGGGGGUGAGGGCGCCGGGUGCCGCCAGCGCGCCAUUUUGCAGCGAGGUGAAGCGGCCGCGAUGGCGUAUCGGGGGCAGGCGCAGAAGGUGCAGAAAGUGAUGGUGCAGCCCAUCAACCUUAUUUUCAGAUACCUUCAGAAUAGAUCCAGAAUCCAAGUAUGGUUAUAUGAGCAAGUCAACAUGAGGAUAGAAGGCUGUAUAAUUGGAUUUGAUGAAUACAUGAACCUUGUUUUGGAUGAUGCAGAGGAGAUUCACAUGAAAUCAAAAGCAAGGAAACCAUUGGGCCGUGUUAUGCUGAAAGGGGACAACAUCACCUUGCUGCAGAGUGUCCACACCUAGGGAUGCCACCAGUGGAACCAUUUCUUUAGACUGUAGUGAAUAAAUCCUGUACGUUUUUGUCACGUUUUCAACAUGCUGGUCAAACUCCUAGCUAAGCUGAUUAAAUUGUGAUUUUGUUUUUACCUUUUCUGAAAUAAAAACAUUGGAGCCUACAAAA
Pristis pectinata (smalltooth sawfish) is the source of this 518-nucleotide messenger RNA. RefSeq names its product small nuclear ribonucleoprotein polypeptide E (gene snrpe). Gene Ontology annotation, cellular component: U4 snRNP; U5 snRNP; U1 snRNP. The transcript is spliced from 5 exons. Gene Ontology annotation, biological process: spliceosomal snRNP assembly; mRNA splicing, via spliceosome. Gene Ontology annotation, molecular function: RNA binding. The coding region runs from base 83 to 361 and encodes 92 amino acids. The record is from RefSeq and is a predicted model, not a curated record. NCBI's taxonomy places the organism in Eukaryota, Metazoa, Chordata, Chondrichthyes, Rhinopristiformes, Pristidae.